This is a messenger RNA of Hordeum vulgare subsp. vulgare (domesticated barley), 525 nucleotides long. RefSeq lists its product as uncharacterized. NCBI's taxonomy places the organism in Eukaryota, Viridiplantae, Streptophyta, Magnoliopsida, Poales, Poaceae. The transcript has a single exon. The record is from RefSeq and is a predicted model, not a curated record. The coding region runs from base 175 to 384 and encodes 69 amino acids.
CUGUCCACUCCUCCCCUCCUACUUUCCCUUCCCCCGUCGCUCGCCUCCUUUCUUUAUAGCGCGCCAAGAAUCAAUCCACUCCCCUCCUUCCUCCUCCCUCCCGAGCCUUCCCGAGCACUCCUGAGAUCAGAUCGAAGGAAGAAGAAGAAGGAGAAGGCAAGGGAGGAUCAGCGGAUGGCGGACUGGGGCCCGGUGGUGGUGGGGGUGGUGCUCUUCAUCCUGCUCACGCCGGGGCUGCUGUUCGAGAUGCCGGGGUCGCACCACCGCGUCGACUUCGGCGGCCUCCACACCAACGGCAAGGCCAUCUUCGUCCACACCAUCCUCUUCUUCGCCGCCUUCACCAUCCUCACCCUCGCCCUCCACAUCCACAUCUACGCCGGCUAGAUUCAUGUACAUACUACUGUACUUCAACUAGCUAGCUAUACUUGUGUGCAUGUAAUGGGUCCGUGCUCGCCAGAUCUGUACUGCUGCUUGCUAUCAGUUGAAGAAGCGUAUUGAAGCUGCUGCGCUCUGUCUGUUUGUUUA